GGAGGCGUUUCGAGACGCACGGCAGCCGAGCCCGAGCUGCAGAGGAAGUACGGAAUUGGACUAUAUAGAAAACGCUCAAUUUCUAUGAAUUUCUCUCAAGUUAACUUUAUGACGCUAAUUCAUCUUAAUGUGAUUCCUUGGAACUUUAAUCACCGUAUCAUUUUUUAAAGGAUGUAUUAUUGCUAACAUUUCAAAAAAGGAGUAGGAUCGAGUUUCCACAGAAAUGGGGAAUUACAGUCUUUGGAUAUUUCUGUCAAUUUUACAUCUUAUGCAAAACAGCGAAGGACUGCGCUGCGUGGAUACACACAGGCCGUGCGAAAAUGGAGGAAUGUGUAUCGAUUCAAGAUGCUUAUGCCGACCUGGUUAUAUUGGUUUGCUCUGUCAGCAUCUGGACCCCUGUCAUCGCUCGCCUUGUCUAAAUGGAGCAGCUUGCAAGAGCCAGGUGGCCAACGGAAUCCCACAGUUCACCUGUGUGUGUCAGAGGGGGUUCAGAGGUCAGGAUUGUUCCCUGAUUGAUGCAUGUGCCACAAAUCCCUGUGCCAAUGGUGCCCGUUGCACCAAUUGGAAUAAUCACUACAACUGUUCAUGCCCACCUGGGUAUCAGGGCAAGAACUGUCGCAAUGAUAUUGAUGAAUGCCGCAAACUCGGAAAGUGCCUUAACGGUGGCAUCUGCAUGAACACACACGGCUCAUUCCGCUGUGAGUGCCUUGCUGGGUACAGCGGGCGCACAUGCGAGGUGCCCACCCAGCCCUGUGCCCCCUCACAGUGUCUCAAUGGGGGCACCUGCCAUCAGACCAGUGACCACACCUACGAGUGUGCUUGCUUGCCAGGCUUCAGGGGACACAACUGCGAGGAGAACGUGGAUGACUGCCCUGGACACAAGUGCAUGAAUGGUGGGAUCUGUGUAGAUGGUGUCAACACGUACAAUUGUCAGUGUCUGCCUGAAUGGACAGGCCAGUAUUGUGCUGAGGAUGUCAACGAGUGUCUCAUGCAGCCCAAUGCUUGUCACAAUGGUGGCACAUGCUUUAACACUAUUGGAGGACACACCUGUGUAUGUGUCAAUGGCUGGACUGGGGACGACUGCAGUGAGAACAUUGACGACUGUGCUACGGCUGUCUGCUUCAACGGGGCCACGUGUCAUGACCGCGUGGCCUCCUUUUUCUGCGAGUGCCCAGUGGGCAAAACUGGUCUGCUCUGUCAUCUGGAUGAUGCUUGUGUCAGUAACCCCUGCAAUGAGGGGGCAGUGUGUGACACUAACCCUCUGAACGGCCGCGCCAUCUGCACCUGCCCUGCUGGCUUUGUUGGUGGAGCCUGCAACCAAGACAUGGAUGAAUGUUCCAUUGGUGCCAACCCUUGUGAGCAUUUUGGGAAGUGUGUAAACACGGAGGGCUCAUUUCAGUGCCAGUGUGGACGGGGCUACACUGGCCCUCGCUGUGAGAUUGAUAUCAACGAGUGUCUUUCCAUGCCCUGCCAGAACGACGCCACCUGCCUGGACCGCAUCGGCGAGUUCACAUGCAUCUGUAUGCCUGGCUAUCAGGGGAAGUUCUGUGAGGUGGAUGUUGACGAAUGUGAGAGCAACCCCUGCGUAAAUGAUGGCAUCUGCCGAGACAUGGUCAAUGGCUUCACCUGCACCUGUCAGCCAGGGUUUACUGGCACCAUGUGUCAGAUCGACAUUGAUGAGUGCGCCAGCACUCCCUGCCAAAAUGGAGCCAAGUGCAUUGACCGUCCCAAUGGGUACGAAUGCCGCUGCGCUGAAGGUUUUGAGGGAAGGCUGUGCGAGAGCAACAUCGAUAACUGCAAGCCUGACCCGUGCCACCAUGGCACUUGCAUAGAUGGCAUUGCCAGUUACACUUGUAACUGUGAGCUUGGCUACACUGGCUACCGCUGCGAGAACCAGCUCAACGAGUGCCACAGCAACCCCUGCCAGAAUGGUGGCAAAUGUGUGGACCUAGUCAACAUGUAUAUCUGCCAGUGUCAACAUGGCACAUCAGGUACCAACUGUGAAAUCAACUUUGACGACUGUGCUAGCAACCCUUGUGACUACGGAAUCUGCAAAGAUGGCAUAAACCGCUAUGAAUGUGUCUGCAAACCUGGCUUUACCGGGCCUCAAUGUAAAGACGAGAUUGACGAGUGCCAGUCUAAUCCCUGUCGCAAUGGAGGAACCUGCGUAGAUGAUGAGAACGGCUUCCAUUGCCAGUGCCCUGAAGGCUUCCAUGACCCGUACUGUUAUUCACAAGUGGACGAGUGUGCCAGCAGCCCAUGUUUGCAUGGGGCCUGCAGGGAUGAUCCUAAUGGCUAUCGAUGUGAUUGUGAGCCUGGAUGGGUGGGUAAGAACUGUGACCUAGACCGAAACGAUUGUUUGCCCAGCCCCUGCCAGAAUGCAGGCACCUGUUUCGACCAGCUCAAUGGUUUCACUUGCAAGUGUCGGCAGGGAUUUAGAGGUAACUUAUGUCAAGUGAACAUCAACGAGUGUGCCUCUAGCCCAUGUCUAAAUCGGGGUACCUGUGUGGACGGAGUCGCCAGUUUUACAUGUGUCUGUGAGCCACCUUAUAGCGGACCCACCUGCGCAGAACUGCUCACACCUUGCACUCCCAACCCCUGUGCCAACCAUGGUUCCUGUGUGCACACACCUGACUACCUGGGCUACCAGUGUAACUGCCAACCCGGAUGGCAGGGUCAGUUGUGUACCACUGACAUAAAUGAAUGCACAUCUAACCCCUGUAAGAACCGUGGGACCUGUACCAAUACUUCGGGUGGCUAUGUGUGCUCCUGCCGUGCUGGCUACACUGGACCCAACUGUGAAACAGAUAUUAACGACUGCUCACCAAACCCCUGUCUGAACGGAGGAUCCUGUACAGAUGGUGUAAACUCAUUCCGCUGCAGCUGUCUGCCAGGCUUCACAGGGACACGCUGUGCUACCGAGGUAAAUGAGUGUCAGAGUGCCCCCUGCAAGAACGGAGGCACUUGCACGGACUACGUCAACAGCUACACUUGUACUUGCAAACCAGGCUUCACAGGACGAGGGUGUCAGAAUAGAUUCAGUGUGUGCGAGUCUCAGCCCUGUAAGAACGGAGGAGUAUGCUCCUUGUCCGGCAGCUCACCACUGGGAUACACUUGCACCUGUCAGCUUGGGUAUGCAGGUGCUAACUGUGAGAGGAGCAUGAACUGCAAAGAGCUGCCUUGCUACAAUGGUGGCAGCUGUACUCUCACCUCACGAGGUGCACGUUGCACCUGUAUUCUGGGCUUUGGCGGGCCUCUGUGUCAACACCGCAGCAAUGAGGGCUGCUCCUCCAAACCUUGCCGCAAUGGAGGCUUGUGUACAGAAGAAACCAGCUUCCCUUUUUUCCACUGCCAGUGCAUCAAUGGCUGGAAAGGCAUACGAUGUGAACAGGAACCCAGGCUGCUGCCACUUCCUCCUCCUUGCCCUAUUGCUGAAUGUCAUGGCAAGGCCAAUGACGGUGUGUGUGAUAAAGAGUGCAAUUCGUUCGCCUGCCGCUGGGAUGGAGGUGACUGCUCUCUGGCUGCGAACCCGUGGGCACGCUGCUCAGACCCUCGCUGCUGGCGGCUCUUCAACAAUAGUCAGUGUGAUGAGUUCUGCAACAAUGCAGAGUGCCUUUAUGAUAACUUCGACUGCAAGAACAAAGAGAAAGUCUGCAACCCCAUCUAUGAGACAUACUGUACAGACCAUUACGCAGAUGGGCUCUGCGAUCAAGGCUGCAAUACUGAAGAGUGUGGCUGGGAUGGACUGGAUUGUGCAGAGAAAAUUCCAGAAGACCUUGCGGAAGACGUGCUGGUUAUUGUAGUUCUGCUGCCUCCUGAGGAGCUGCUAAGGACACAAACUGCUUUCCUGCAAAAACUAAGUGCAAUACUGCACACCACAUUGCGUUUCCACCUUGAUCAGAAUGGGGAAUACAUGAUCCGACCCUAUAAAGGACGCAUUAAACGGGAGCUUCAACCUCAGCAAGAGGUCAUUGGGUCUAUUGUAUACUUGGAAAUAGACAACAGGCUCUGCUCCCAGGGUUCAGAUGACUGUUUCCGCAAUGCUAACAUUGCUGCAGAAUACCUAGGUGCUUUGUCUGCUAGGGAGAUGUUGAAUUUCCCAUACCCCCUGAAAGAAGUGCGCAGUGAAAAAAUGAAAGAUCCUGAUGAGAUUCCCAAAUGGGGUAAGCUACUGCUAGUAGGGGUAGCUUCUCUCUUCUUGUUGGUUAUCUUGAUGGUGGGCAUGUUGAUUGCCCGCCGCAAACGUGAACACAGCACACUCUGGUUCCCUGAGGGCUUCUUCCUCAAGAAGGAAACAAGCAGUAACAAGAACCGCAGAGAACCUGUGGGCCAAGAUUCCCUGGGCAUGAAACACAUGCCAAAGACAGUGGAAGAGUCUCUAUUGGCAGAUCACAGUGACCAGUGGAUAGACACAGACUGCCCAGAGGCAAAACGACUUAAGGUGGAAGAGCCCAGUAUUCUGUCCGAUGGUGAGGAUGCAGUUGACAGCAGACAGUGGACACAGCACCACUUGGCAGCGGCAGAUAUCCGUAUGCCACCUUCCAUGGCUCUCACGCCUCCACAGGGAGAAUUUGACAGCGAUUGCAUGGACGUCAAUGUCCGAGGCCCUGAUGGCUUCACACCCCUGAUGCUGGCAUCCUUCUGUGGAGGUGGGCUGGAGCCAGAGGUUACCGAAGAUGAUGAUUCAGAAGAAUGCUCCGCCAACAUCAUAUCCGACCUCAUUUACCAGGGAGCAUCGCUUGCAGCUCAGACCGACCGCACUGGAGAGACCGCUCUGCACCUGGCUGCACGCUAUGCCCGAGCUGACGCAGCUAAACGACUCCUGGAUGCUGGGGCUGAUGCAAACGCACAGGAUAACACAGGCCGCACACCUCUGCAUGCAGCUGUAGCAGCUGAUGCCCAGGGGGUUUUCCAGAUUCUGAUCAGGAACCGUGCCACAGACCUGGAUGCACGCAUGUAUGAUGGCUCCACUGCUCUGAUCCUUGCAGCCCGUCUGGCAGUAGAAGGCAUGGUGGAAGAGUUGAUCACCUGCCAUGCUGAUGUCAACGCUGUUGAUGAAAUCGGAAAGUCAGCUUUGCACUGGGCAGCGGCAGUCAAUAAUGUUGAAGCUACAGUUGCCUUGUUGAAGAAUGGUGCCAAUAAAGAUAUGCAGGACCUUAAGGAGGAAACUCCACUAUUCUUGGCUGCCAGGGAAGGUAGCUGUGAGGCUGUGAAGGUGUUGUUGGCUCACUUUGCCAACAGGGAGAUAACGGAUCACAUGGACAGGCUCCCUCGAGAUAUCGCCCAGGAGCGCAUGCACCAUGACAUUGUACAGCUACUGGAUGAAUAUAACACUGUGAGAAGUCCACAGGGCCAUCCAGGGGCAGGUCACCACCUGUCUGGUAGCCACACCCUCUCACCACUCAUGUGCCCUCCUAGCAACUUCCUCCAAGGGCUAAAAAUUACCCCGCAUGGUAAGAAGAACCGUCGCCCAGGGGCUAAAGGCAUAGGUGGGCAGCACGCUGCCAGCCUGAAAGAUUCAGCCAAAGGACGCAACAAACGGCUGACGCUAGACAUGCAGAGUGCUUUGCUGGAGAGCUCCGUCACGCUCUCCCCCGUCGACUCGCUGGAUUCACCACGCGGAGGUGCCAGCAACGCCGGCUACAUCACCAAUCCGACCUCACCGGCCGCCAUGCCCUCUCCAGGCCUUUUCCACUCCUCCAUGUCUGUCCCUACCACUCCAAUGGUGCACAGCAGUAUCUUGGAUGGCACCAGUCCUUUUGCAGUCUCCCUAGCUCAGCUGAGCAACCUGAGUGAUGGUGGGCUCUCCAUGCAGGGGCGUGUGGCCAUGCAAGGAGGCGUCGUCAACCAAGGCCCUCACAACUGUGUGCUGAAUGGCGGCCAGAUGAGCCUCAACAUGGGCAUGGUAAGUCCAGUAAGCGUGCCAUUUGACUGGCACAACCGCAUGCCUCCAUCUUCUCAGUGCAGUCAGCCCAUGGUCAGCAUUAUGCAUCCAGCGAGUAGCCAAGCAGGAAUGAUCCCUCAGACACCAACGCUGCAGCAAAGCAGCAUGCUCAUGCACCAGCAGCAGAUGUUCCGUAAUGCCCAGCAGCCCAUCCUGCAGCCGACACCCAUCUCUAACACACCCUCUAUUAGCCCGGUCAAACUGCCGCCCAUUGCAGAGCAGCAGCCGCAACAACUUCACAGCCACGCCCUUACCAAUCCCAACCUCACCCGCAUGGGCUCCUCCACUCCCCCGACCCCACAACAGGCACAGCCUCCUCCAGCUUUCUACCAGCCACAGCAGCCACAGACUCAGCCACCGCAGGCCUCGGCAGCCCCUCAGGCUUCGCAAGCACAGGCUAUCCCGUCUCAGGCACCCCCGGCACAGGCGAGCGUUAGCACCGCAGGCCCGGAGGAUUACCCCACACCGCCCUCCCAGCACAGCUGCAGCUCUGCCAUGGAUGCAACACCCAAGCAUUACCUACAUGUGCCCAGUGAACAUCCUUACCUGACCCCUUCUCCAGAGUCUCCAGAGCCCUGGUCCAGUCCCUCCCCUCACUGUGUGUCCGAUUGGUCUGACUCCACCCCCAGCCCAGCCGUCACGGCUCCUGCUCAAACCCAGAUUUCGCAUGUCCAGGAGUCCAAUGGGAAGAUGCAGGUGUUUGCUUGAGCAGCUCAACCUACCUUAAAUGUUUGUGACUUUGAGAGAGUAGAGUUGACAAGCGUUUUUUACUUACCUGUCAGCCCAUUUCCAAGAUUUUAAUUGGAUUAGGAUUGACUGUUUUGCGUCAAGAAGACCGUCUGCUGGUGUCCGCAGAAAGAAAGUUAAAGGGAAAUUUGUGUUGUCUUAAAAAUAAAAGACAAUUUAAUGAAGUAAGACGUUCUGUCACAGAUGGACUUGUUUUUUAAUUAUAAAAAAGUAUAUGAAGUAUACCACGUCUUUCAUUUCAAAGACUUGGGGACACUCCUGAAACUAACAAACUUUAAAAAAAAAAAAAUAAUAGAUUGAGAGAAAAGUGAAAUGUUGAAGGAAAUUCCUUUCUUUUUAUUUAUUGUCUUAUGUUUUUUCCAAACUGCCUUGGGGGUGUUUUCACCCUCUUUCUGUCUCUGUUGUUUUUAGUGACCCCCAUAACAACUGCCUUACUACUCCCAAUAUAUUACGUGGGACUCGUGAGGUCUCCUCAGGUUCCAUGUUACUACUGUUACAAGAGGAGCAACUCAUGAUUGCUUAGUUUGCCUGUUCCGCCCAUUUCAUCAGCAAUUGAUACAGUCAGAACUUAUACACGAGGCUUUUAAGUGACAUGCACACACACAUAAUGAGAUUAGAAUUUUUACAAAUUUUAGUGAUAUUUAUUUAGUCUAGCUUUCAGAAACAGAUCGGCACAUGAAAACAGAGGUAUAUAGAGACCAAUACAAGUGAAAUAUUCUGAUUUAAAAUGAUUUUAUAUGUUUUGUAAAAGUAUUUGUAUGAAUGUAGAGGGGCAUCUGUGAAGCACUUCAAGGGGAAAAGCUUGAGAGAGAGAGAGAAAGGUACAAAAGGUAAGAAAAAACCCUGAAAUCAUAGUUCAGCAUUUAUAACAACAGUGCAUAAAAGCGCCUCUCUAAAACAGGCCAGUGUUUAGAAUGUUUUCAGUGUUGGCGUUGUAUCAGUGGAAAUGAUUUUACUGAACAUAGUUUCUUAAGUGACCUCACCGACUUACAUAGGCCUGAGCUGGCCAACGCUCUACCCGUUCCCUCUCAAAAUCCCAGCCAGUCACUGCCUUAUAGUCUUGCCUUGUGUAAAUUUGUUUUCUGUUUGUCGUUUUAUAACCACAUUUUUGGAACCACAGUUACCUGUGGAACAUUGAUGUAUUAAGCUGUGUUAUUAGGCUGCUGCUCUGCGUCACUUCUUCAGUGACAGCCAACUUUUUUUCCACUAACAUUCCUGAUCAGAACCCACCAACCAGCGCUCGUGGAGACACUGACCGCUGCAGAACUGAUCUCACCGUGUUCCUGAGCCCUCACAAGCACUUCAUUUCAAUACUGAACAGCUGCAGCUGACACUUGACCACUAGAAAGUCUUCCUCUGGGGCUUUAUGAAGCCAAGGCAGUGUGGUUGAUUUAGUUUAAUGUAAUUUGAUCCCUCAGGUCCAGCAUUUCCAUGUGGUCUAAUCAUAUUCCAGCUCCUUUUGGUUUGGAUAGCAAGCAUAUGUGUUGUGUGUUGGGUACAUGGCUAACGGGGUUCUAAUGGUCUGCUAUUGCUCUGUCACUCCUCAGGGAGGUGUUAUAUAGCAUGCAGUGUUGUCUGCAUCUUUAGCAGUUCCCACCCCAUCAGCCUAGACGAUGACAUCUGUCGUGUCUGGUCAGAAGGCGUGAGAUGGGAAACACUACCAUGUAGUGAUGCCCCUGGCUUUCUGUAACAUGUCCAUAUGUUCAUCCCUUUUCAAUUUUCCCAACUGUAAGACCUGCAUUUGAUGACACUGACAGCUGUUUUCGUGCUAUCGCCAAGAGGAACACACCCAUUUCACUGAAUUAUGGCACAUAAACAUUGCUUUCAGCCAUACAUUAUUAUUUUAAAUAGUAUUUGUGCUUAAUCUAUACUGAGUGUGCAGCUAUGAAACUGUUAAAUCUUCAUGUACAACAUUUCAAGGCUUGUGGUGGUUUUGGAGCACAUUCUGGACCUCUUUGUUUUCCUACAUAAGUACUACUAAGCUUCGCUAACCCAGCAUAAGUCUUCCUUUCAUUCGUAACUUUUCACUUCUCAUGAUACAGUUCUCCAGAUAUUUUUGAAAUUCCAGUACCUUUCUGUAAAUAUGUUUCACCUUGUUUAGGUCUACUUGGUUAUGAGAAGUCUUAUGUUUCUAAAAAUGAAUAUGUACUAAAAAGAACAAAAAGUAAAUGUACUUUUUAUUAGCAUUAUUAAGGUGAGGAUGUGACUGUGUAUUGGUCUUGCAUAACUAGAACAGCCAUAGAUAUUUUCUAUUGUCAUUAUUAAUUUCCUAUACUUGUUUAAAAGUAGUUUAAAAUCAUUGUAUAUAAACAGUUUUUCACAGUUUCUUUCUACAGACAAAGUUGUAAAAUAUGUUACUUCUAAUAAAGCGGUAGAAACUA
Sinocyclocheilus anshuiensis is the source of this 9072-nucleotide messenger RNA. Its product is annotated as neurogenic locus notch homolog protein 3-like. Gene Ontology annotation, biological process: axon guidance; Notch signaling pathway; regulation of DNA-templated transcription. The transcript has 28 exons. The record is from RefSeq and is a predicted model, not a curated record. Gene Ontology annotation, cellular component: plasma membrane; cell surface; signaling receptor complex. NCBI's taxonomy places the organism in Eukaryota, Metazoa, Chordata, Actinopteri, Cypriniformes, Cyprinidae. Gene Ontology annotation, molecular function: protein binding; calcium ion binding; signaling receptor activity. Bases 224 to 6652 code for a protein of 2142 amino acids.